Messenger RNA from Caenorhabditis remanei, 2217 nucleotides. RefSeq lists its product as uncharacterized. Gene Ontology annotation, molecular function: potassium ion leak channel activity. Gene Ontology annotation, cellular component: membrane. Lineage: Eukaryota; Metazoa; Nematoda; Chromadorea; Rhabditida; Rhabditidae. Gene Ontology annotation, biological process: potassium ion transmembrane transport; stabilization of membrane potential. Bases 1 to 2217 code for a protein of 738 amino acids. The record is from RefSeq and is a predicted model, not a curated record. The transcript is spliced from 16 exons.
AUGAAUGGUCCAGCUUCUCAGCUUAUGAAUUAUCCAAUUGUUCGACGAGACACAAUUAUAGAUGAAAAUGCGAUGCAGCAUCUUUUGCUUCAUGAAAGCAUAUGGAGCCAUGCUUUCAAGAAAAAGAGAAAGCGAGGGGCUUCUGUCAAUCGUCCUUCCAAACUGAAAAGAUUCGUGUCUUUACUACAGAUUAUUUAUGACAAAUCUCGUGUACAUUAUAUAGUUCCAAUUAUUCUUCUCAUUGCAUAUUCCGUACUGGGCGGAUUGAUUUUUUGGUCUAUCGAACGCCCUAACGAAGAGCUAAUGUUAGCGGAUAAGAGAAAUUACAUUGCUGCGUUGACGGAUGAUUUAGUAGAAGUGUUGAUGCAGAUUCACAACCGGUUGAUUGAUUUCAACAGGGCUUACAGCAACAAUACUUACUUGUUAAUGAUACACUAUCGAGGAUAUCGCAAGUUUGCAUUAAACCAGAUUCACAAGAGUGUAUACUGGUACACCUUAUCCACUUUCUAUCUUACGGAACAUGAGAUGCAUAAAGUGGUAGCUCUCCGUCCAAAGAACCCUGAGCAGUUGUGGAAAAGACACUUCGAGAGUAACUUUGGGAGAAUUCGUGCUCUGAAAAAUUAUACAGAACAGUUGUGCUUACGCUGUUGGGAGUUAGGUGUGGAAGGCGCAAAUCAUGGAUGGACGAGAUAUAAUUAUAGUCUGAUGGUGAAUCAAAGUGUUGAAGAGUAUAACAAUUCAGUUGGUCUCGGUCAUGUUUUGACACCAGUUUGGACUUUUUGGAAUGCAAUGUUUCUAGCAGUAACCACAUAUACCACAAUUGGAUAUGGUAACAUUACUGCCAAGACUAAACUAGGAAAGUUGGCUGCAAUGGUUUAUGCUGUCGUCGGAAUUCCUUUGGUUCUUAUGAUACUUCAUAAAUCAGGUCGAUUAUUUUUAAUGGGAUUAGAACACAUGUGGGAUUUUAUUUUGAGAAUCACUGAUAGUUUCUGUGUUGGAUCGGGUAAACAACGGGUUCGGAACACUGGUGAAGAUAGAAUAUCCGAAAUGCCUCUUAUUCUCGCUAUAGGUGUCGCAUUUGGCUGGAUGUUCUUAUGUGCCGCAAUAUUCUUGAGAUUUGAGAAGGAUUGGGAUUAUUUCAAAAGUUUUUACUUUUUCUUCUGUUCUCUCACUACAAUUGGAUACGGUGAUGUGACUCCGACAAAUAGUGAAGAUAUGUUCAUUAUAUUUGGUUUAAUUAUUAUCGGACUGUCAUUAGUGUCUAUGUGCAUUAAUGUCAUCCAACUGAAAUUGGAAAAGCUUUUCGAGGAGCUCCUUCUUACUUUGAUGGAGGAACUGAAUGCAGAUCCCGAUGGCACUCGCUUGAAAGCUGGUACAAUUGGCGCGCGAGAAAUGUGGAGAGCUUGGAAAAAACGAAGAGAAAAAUUGAGUAAUGGUUUGGAGAAAGCAAAAGGAGCUCGGAAUGCAGCAAAUAAAGCAAGCGAGAAUUUCGUGAAGAUGUUGCCGUUCUCUAGAAAACGAGAACGUCAGCACCUGAUAGCUGAACUUCAAAAGAAACUUCAACGAAAGGAAAAAAGUACUCAAACUGAUUUCGGCUACCCUCACUGUGAAGAAGCAUACACAGAGACAAGUGAUGUUGACAGCUGUAUCACGGAUUUCCGUCAUUCAGUCAUCUCGGAUAAAUCGACUCAUCACUUACUAUUGAUACCAGAUGGUCCAAUUUGCGGACCGUCUCGUUGUGAGAGUCGGCCAGUUGUUGCAAUGGCAGAAGCAUCAUUAUGUUCCUCAUCUUCUGUCAACCCGUCUUCAUAUCCUUCGUCUCAUCGUCUGAGUUCCACUAUCCCAUCAUCAUCACCAGGAUCUAGAACCUCAGCUCCAUCCGCUGCGAGUUCAGCCAAAUCUGCCCCAGCUGCUAGUCCUAGCAGGCAACCUCCAGUUGUAGAUUUUGAUCCCAGUCGCCGAUGGACAUUUGUAGCAACAAAUCGAAAUAAUCAACGCGGAUAUCCAAGAGGAUUGGUAGUCCCAUAUAUGUACACCAGACCAUUAAGUUCAACCGUUCAUACCACUGAAGUACGACGUUUAUUAGCAGAAAUAGAAGCCCGUCUUCAGGAUUGUCGAUCGCUUGCUACACCAACAAACUCUAUUCGUGGAACUGUUUCCGAGAGAUCUUUUUCAAGAUCUGUUGUCUCUGACACUUCGAUUCCGGAAGAAUUAUAA